Molecule: messenger RNA, 996 nt
Organism: Penicillium canariense
Lineage: Eukaryota; Fungi; Ascomycota; Eurotiomycetes; Eurotiales; Aspergillaceae
Exons: 3
Coding region: 1-996 (331 amino acids)
Biological process (GO): proteolysis
Molecular function (GO): serine-type peptidase activity
Source: RefSeq, a predicted model, not a curated record
AUGUCCCUUGAAACCCCACUUACUGUCCUCUACAAAGAGGCCAACAGCAGCAAUAUUACCACUGACGUCUAUCUCCCGCCCAGCACCUCGGCUUCACCGCAGAAGUAUCCUGUCGUUAUCGACAUUCAUGGCGGCGCCUUCAUGCUUGGCCACUCGCGCAUGGUCUCCCUAUCGCAGGUCAAUGACUGCCUCGAGCGCGGCUGGAUCGUGCUCGUCCCCAACCACCGGCUAUGUCCCGGGGUGGACGUACUUGACGGGCCGAUGCAAGAUAUCCGUGACCUGCUGUCAUGGGUAUAUGAUGGGCAUUUGGACGCCAUUCUCGCAGAUCAGGGGGGCUACCGUGCGGAUUUGGAGAAUGUCGCUGCGUUUGGGACGUCUUCGGGGGGAACGCUGGCACUAGGCCUGGCCUUCAAUGUACCGAAACCCGCCAAAGCCAUCCUCUCCCUCUACGGUGCCGUCCACUUCACAGACCCUUUCUGGACCAAGUCCCUGCCGCACGUCGCCGCAAAAAUUCCCCCCAACUUGACCGAGGAGUUCCUCAACAAGAUCUAUGAUGAGCAUCCCGUCCCGACGGACAGCUCCGUCUCUCUAGAAGGCCAAACCGAGUCGGGGGCCUCCAAGGGCCCCAAUUUCUCACAGCCCCGAGACGCGUUCGCCUUCACGCAGAUUGCCUCAGGCACUGUGCUCUCCGCAAUCUACCCGGACUCGAAGAGCACCGAUCCGGACUUUAAGAAGAUAGACCCGGUGCAGAAUGUCUCGCCGAUCUUCCCCCCAACAUAUAUCGUUCACGGGAUGGCGGAUACAAUGGUUCCGGUUGAAUUGAGCCGAGAGCUGUUCAAGAGGCUUCAGGAUGCAGGAGUUCCCUGUGGUAUGACAGAGGUCCCCGGAGAGGAGCACACGUUUGCGUCGAUGAUGAAGGUUGGAUCGCAGACGUGGUGGUUGCAGAGGAAGGGGUUUGACUUUUUGGAAGGUGUUAUUGGUAAAGGGCCGCAAUAG